Molecule: messenger RNA, 1618 nt
Organism: Eutrema salsugineum
Lineage: Eukaryota; Viridiplantae; Streptophyta; Magnoliopsida; Brassicales; Brassicaceae
Product: arabinosyltransferase RRA2
Exons: 2
Coding region: 89-1378 (429 amino acids)
Biological process (GO): root hair cell development
Molecular function (GO): glycosyltransferase activity
Source: RefSeq, a predicted model, not a curated record
AAAGGAUUUGAUCUGAGAAGAGAAGAAAGAAAGGGUUUAUCAAUUUGGCUACUGCGUCUUCUCUUUUUCUCUUUUCGGAAGAGGUCAAAUGCCAAUGCCGGGUCGUAGAGACAGAAUCCAUCAACUCCGAGGAUCUCGAAUUGCGAUAGCCAUCAUCGUCGGAAUCCUUAUCGGCUGCGUCUGCUCCGUCUUGUUCCCCAACGGCUUCUUCAACUCUGGAUCAUCGUUGACAGCAAACCAACGCCUUUCGAAAUCGACCUCUCAGGUUGGAUCGGCUGCAUGUGAAUCGCCUGAACGGGUCAAAAUGCUGAAAUCAGACUAUGCGUUGAUCUCGGAAAAGAACGCCGAGCUAAGGAAGCAGGUCAGAGAGCUAACAGAAAAGGUACGGUUUGCUGAGCAAAAUACAGAAAAUGCGAGGAAACAAGUCUUAGUUUUGGGAUCAGAGAUCAAGGCCGGGCCUUUUGGAACUGUCAAGAGUCUGAGAACUAAUCCAACCGUGGUUCCUGACGAGUCUGUUAACCCAAGAUUAGCCAAGCUGUUAGAGAAAGUAGCUGUCAAUAAAGAGAUCAUUGUGGUUCUUGCAAACUCAAAUGUGAAACCAAUGUUGGAGUUGCAGAUUGCUAGCAUCAAGAGAGUUGGUAUUCAAAACUACCUCGUUGUCGCUUUGGAUGAUUCCAUGGAAAACUUCUGUAAAUCGAAUGAAGUUGCAUAUUACAAGAGGGAUCCAGACAAAGCGGUGGACAUGGUUGGGAAAAGCGGAGGUAAUCACGCUGUUUCCGGACUGAAAUUCCGCGUCUUGAGAGAGUUCUUGCAGCUUGGUUAUGGUGUUCUUCUGUCGGACGUGGACAUUGUCUUUUUGCAGAACCCUUUCCUUCAUCUGUACAGAGACUCUGAUGUGGAGUCCAUGAGCGAUGGACAUAACAAUGGGACGGCUUACGGGUUCAACGAUGUGUUUGAUGAACCAUCCAUGGGAUGGGCUCGGUAUGCUCACACGAUGAGGAUAUGGGUUUUCAAUUCCGGGUUUUUCUAUCUAAGACCAACUCUUCCUUCAAUCGAGCUGCUGGAUCGUGUUGCAGAUACACUAUCUAAGUCAAAGGCAUGGGACCAAGCGGUUUUCAAUGAGCAACUCUUUUACCCUUCGCAUCCUGGUUACACUGGGUUACACGCCUCCAAGAGAGUCAUGGAUAUGUACGAGUUCAUGAACAGUAAGGUCCUCUUCAAAACUGUGAGAAAGAAUUAUGAACUGAAGAAGUUGAAGCCGGUGAUUGUUCAUCUGAAUUACCAUCCAGAUAAAUUAAACCGAAUGCAAGCUGUGGUGGAGUUUUACGUUAAUGGCAAGCAAGAUGCGCUUGAUAGCUUCCCAGAUGGUUCUGAUUAAUCAAGGGAUCUGAUGCUUGUUAAGUAAGAUAUCUGGAUCUUCUUCUUCUUCUACAUCAAUGGCAGAUUCUGCUUGGGGAAAAAGGUAGGCUAGAACUUAGAUUCAGUUUCCCAUAUCUGUGGCUAUAAACUUAGAUUCAGUGCUCCUUCUGAGCUUCUGUUUAUUCUUAUCUUCUGUACUAAGAGUUUUAGUGUAUCCCAUACUCUUAAUUUCACUAAUCAAACAUUUGACUCAGCAUUA